Molecule: messenger RNA, 3828 nt
Organism: Chlamydomonas reinhardtii
Lineage: Eukaryota; Viridiplantae; Chlorophyta; Chlorophyceae; Chlamydomonadales; Chlamydomonadaceae
Exons: 13
Coding region: 420-3308 (962 amino acids)
Biological process (GO): ceramide biosynthetic process; sphingolipid catabolic process
Cellular component (GO): endoplasmic reticulum; membrane; cell periphery
Molecular function (GO): glycerophospholipase activity
Source: RefSeq, a predicted model, not a curated record
GAUGGGGGCCCGCCCUGUGACCGGUGAGACCGGGUUAAACAUGUUUGUGUGCUCCAUAAGGCUUGCGAACACUUGCAUGACACCAUGAUACGUUCCUGAGCAAGAAGGGCAGCCCGCGCAGCUGUGACGCUCCUCCAUCUUUGUCAAAGCGGCGAGCCUGUUUCUGGCCGCAUGCCAUAGUGUUUAAUUUGAACACUGAGAUAUCGUUAUGCCAUUAAAUACAAGAUUGUAACUGAGCUCGGACACUGGCUCCAGCGAACGCGUCUCGCGAAAUGCUCUACUGGCCUGGCGCCAUCUGUACGCAACUGCAGAACUAGAGUUUUUGCGUGAUAUCAGGCUCAGAACUCUAUUCUAAGAGGUGACAACAAGCGUAGAAGAAGGUCACGCUCAGGACCGCUGCGCUGCAGAACACCCUCAACAUGUCGGAACGGAGCCACACCGGUGUGAACCCUAACCCCGGCACCGCCCCGGCACCCCAGGACCUUCCACCGCCGCCCGCCGGGCAGCUGACCACGCAGCUUCACGGCUUGGCUCUAGAUCUCCAGCUGCAAUCACAGUCGCAACUGCCGCCUCCCUCACAGCAGCCUGGGGAAGGGGACGCGCCGUCCCCCAUGGACAACAUCCCCACGUCAGGUGCCCAACACCCCGGUCCCGGGCCCAGCUCAGGCGCAGCUUCCCCCACCUCCACUCACGCCGCCCGCUGCCCCUCUAGGGUAUGGAUCCCAGACAUUGUUGACCGGAUCGCAGCUUUCCUGCCGCCCAACGAGAUCCCGGCGUCUGUCCGACUGGUCAACCGCGCAACAGCCAGUCAAUUCGGGCGAGAUCGGCGCCACGUCACCCUUGUGGCGACCGAGCCAGUGCCCCCGCACGCCUUCAAGCGGCAGUGGGGGCACCCGGGGGGCGGGGCGGCGGUGCGGGCAUUGAGCCGGGGCAGCCGGCAUUUGCUGGUCACGGCCACGGCACGCACCGGCGUGUUGGAGAACCUGCAGGCGCUGCUGGCCUGGGAGCAGUACUUCCCGGCCACCUGCGCGCUGAUGGCGGACGCGGCGGCGGGCGGCCACGUGGGCGUGUGCGAGUGGCUGCGGAGGGAGGCGGGCUGCCCGCUGCCCAGCCACUGCCUGCCGGACGUGGUGUGGAGGGGCGAUGAGGCCAUGGCCAUGUGGCUCAUCCGCGCCGGCUGCCCCUACCUGGACGACGACCUGCGCGGCGGCGGCGGCGGCGGCGGCGGCGGCGGAGGCCUGGGCGAGUACGACUAUGAUGAUGAUGAUGAAUACGACGACAGUGACCUGGGCGGCGGCGAGAACUUCACGCUGCCCGCGCAGGCGGCCCGCGGCGGCCACCGGGGGCUCAUGGAGAGGCUGUGCCAGCUGCAGCCGGCGUCCGCCAUCGACGGCGGGGAGCUGGUGCGCGCGGCGGCGGAGGGCCUGCCGUUGGCGGCGCUGCAGGAGCUGCACACCCAGUGGAUUGAGCGGCGGCGGAGGCGCCUGGAACCCUUCGAGGUCCGGCUGCUGGUGUCCGCCGCCGCGCUCAGCCCCACGCCCGACUGGGCUGACAAGCUGCGCUGGCUGCUGCACACAAAGAGCUACGAACGGUUCGGGGACACUGCUCAGGAUCCACGCGACCUGGAAUCACCACGAUCACCCGCUCCCGGCGGCUUCAUCGCACCGCACCUGUUCUGCCAGCGCGUGGAGGACGUGGGCGCGCGGAUCCGGGAGCUGAGCGCCUGGCCUGGAUCCACAUCCUCUGGAUCCGCCGGCAUCGGGACCCACUCUGGAUCCGAAUCCGGGUUUGGAUUCGGUCUGACCGGGGACCAUCUGAUUCUGGCGGCUGAGCGCGGCGACGCUGACCUGAUGCGGUAUGUGCUGGCGCUGUUUGGGCCGGAGUCCCGCCGCCGCGCCCGCACCUCCCACUCCGCCGUGCGCGCCUCCCGCGCCGCCGCUCGCAGCGGCCACCUGGCCUGUCUCCAGGUGCUGCUGGCGGCCGGUUGCCUCCACGGCAGCACGGACCAGGCUGUAGCAGCUGCAGCCACAGCCGAGGCCGAAGCCAAGGCUGCUACUGCUGAAGCGCUGAGGCGCGGCGGCGGCAAUGGUGGCAGUGGCAGCGGCAGCGGUAGCGGCGGGCCCAUGGAUGGCGCACAUGAUGUUCUGGCGGCCGCCGCCUCCAGCGGCCGACUGGAGGUGUUGGAGUGGGUGGCGGCGGCGCAGGGCGUGGAGGAGGACGAAGUUGCUCCGCCGGCGACGUCCACGGCAGCGGGUGGGCUGGCGGCAGCGCAGGUGGCGGCGGCAGCAGCCCCAGCAGCCGAGGCGGCAGCGGCAGCGGGUGAGCGGCCGCAGCGCAGGCGCCGGUCGUAUCUGCUACUGGCGGAUGUGGCGGAGGAGGCGGUGGCGGGUAGCGGGCGGCACGGCGCCGCGACUGGCGAGGCGCGGGCGAUGCUGACGUGGCUAAGGUCGCGCGGCUGCGCCUGGGGCCCCGCCGUCAUGUCCCGCGCCAUCAGCUGCGGGGACCGCGAACUGUGCGAGUGGCUGGCGGCUGCGGGCUGCCCGCUGGACGGCGGCGCCGUCACCGCGGCGGCGAGCCUGCUGACCGGCGCCGUGGAGGUCGCCGCCUGGGCGCAGCGCCGCGGCGCACCCCUGUCCGCCGCCGUGUUCCGGGAGGUGGCGGCGGCGCAGAACGAGGCGCUGCUGACGUGGCUGGCGGCCGCGGGCUGCCCCAUGCCGGCUGACGGCUCGCCCUACCAGCGCGCCGCCAUGGACGGACACUGGCCCACCCUGCGCUGCCUGCGGCGCCUGGGCUGCUCCUUCGGCACCUUCGAGCACGGGCUGUUUGCGGCCGCGCUCAUGGACCCCUCGGACUACCUGGCCGAGCAGGACGCCGAGGCCGACAACGACUUCUUCCCCCAGUACGACACCGAGCGCGGCCCGGCGGGCGCCCGCCUUGCCGUACUCAAAUGGCUGGCGGAGGAGGGCUGUCCGCUGCUGCCCGCCGCCAUGCCGCGCCCGGCGUUGCGCCGCGAGUCCGCUGCCGAUGCCGCAGCAGAAACUUCUGCGGAUGCCAAGAGCAGUGGUGUGGGGCCGGCGGCGGUUGAGCAGGUGGAGGCAGAGGAGCGGGCGGCGGAGGCAGAGGUUGCGGCGGAGGCGGAGGCGGCGGUGGACCAGGCGAUGGCGGUGCUGCUACGGCGCGCCGAGUACCGGCGGCCCUGGGCGCCCGACAUCCACACCUGGCUGGUCAAACACCUGGCACAACUGAGGCUGCAGCAGCAGCAGCAGCAGCAGCAGCAGCAGCAGCAGCAGCAGCAGCUGAAGGCAUAGGCAGGCACACGAGCCCUAGGCUGUAGCGGUUGGCGCACUCGGGGAAUGGCCGGGGCUUCAGGAACCCGACUUUCGCUUCAGGGCUGCUUCAGGGCUGCUUCAGGGCUGCUUCAGGUGUAGUGAACCGUCACCUUCAGGCUUCAGGUUUGGCACUGGCAACAGGCCGGAAGCAUGACAUUUGCACAGCCUACUGCAGCUGCCUGUUGCAUUGUGUCUUUGCAUUUUGUGCUGUCACAGGUGUUGGCAAGAAACAAGAGAAUGUGCGCGACAUUCACCGUACAUCAACCGCUAGUCCCACUAUGUUCUUUGUGAUGAAACUUUGUAACAAAUGAGUACAUGAAUGCUGCUCUCGGGCACGUUUCUUGCUGUCGGGCCCAGCCUCGCACAAGAUGCCGCGCUUCAGGAACAUUGCUUCAGGUCAGGGGUCUGUUUGCAAUCAAACAACAUCAAUAUUGCUACAUUCUAUGUACAAUGACAUGCUUAUACUUUGUCUGGUGCCAACGUCGGGAAAAUGAUACAU